GGAAAACCUGUGGAAUGAGGAAAGAGGUCCAGGAUAGAACCCCAGAAGCACCAGUACUCAAGGUGGCAGCUCAGUUACUUGGCAUUCACCAGCACCUGGGCUUGAGGCUGGCAGAGCUGUCUUCAAAGUGGACUUUGGGGUCCAGGAGCUGAGCUUUCUUGGCAAAGUCGGGUACCUUCUCUGAUCAGCCAUCACACCUGGCAAUCUGAAAGAGAUGCUGUAGGAGGAUGCUCUGAAAUGCACCUGGGGGUUAAAAGGCACCUGAUUCUCCUUGACGACCCUCCUUUGCCACACACCCCCCACCUUUCAUCCUCUCAGCCCCUUGGGAAUGGGGUGGGGGGUGGCGAGCUCGGGUGACGCGCCGUUCACGUGACCUGCCGGGCGCCGACGUGGGCACCAGCCUGCCCGCCCUGCGGUCGGGUCCCGGCACCGGCGCCGAACCAGCUUCCCGGGCUGCACCAGUGGUGGACGAGCGGUAAGCGGGCUUCCGCGAGCCCGAGGCGACGCAGGCCUGUCCCGGAUCCCCGCAGGUCUCCGUGUCUGUUCCCAGCACUCUGCGAGGCCUGAGGAGGAGCAGCCUGUCCAGAAUCUCUGCAGUAAAAAGAGGGAAAAUCUCAACAUGGAGAAACCCUACAGUAAACAUGAAGAGAAACUGGAAAGCGAGGGAAAGCCAAAAGAGGAUGUAGAGCCUGAUGAUGAAGCAAAGUCAGACGUGGAAGAAAAGCCGGACGUGGAAGAGAAGCCAGAAUGUGAGGGAAAGCUCGAGGAUGAGGGAGAGCCAGAUGAGGAGGGACAAGAAGAUGAGGGAAAGCAAGGAAAGUCCGAAGAUGAGGGCAAACCACAAGGUGAGGGCAAGACAGAAUCCCAGUCAAAGCCUGAGACCCAGCCACGGGCCACCGAAAAGCGUCCAGCUGAAGAUUAUGUGCCCCGGAAAGCAAAAAGAAAAACGGACAGGGGGAGGACUGACGACUCUCCCAAGGACUGUCAGGAGGACUUACAGGAAAGGCAUUUGAGCAGUGAGGAGAUGAGAGAAUGUGGAGAUGCUUCAAGGGCCCAGGAGGAGCUAAGGAAAAAGCAGAAAAUGGGUGGUUUUCAUUGGAUGCAGAGAGAUGUACAGGAUUCAUUUGCCCCAAGGGGACAACGGGGUGUCAGGGGAGUGAGGGGUGGAGGUAGAGGCCAAAGGGGAUUACAUGAUAUUCCAUAUCUUUAAUGCCUUUGGCCUUCAAUUCUGAGUUCUCUGAUGAGAAUAUUGCCAGCCCUGCUUUCCCUGGUAGAUAUUUGCCAGGUCCUGUGCUUUAACCUUAAGCUGAUAAUUUGCUUUAGCUGUCACUCUCCUUACCAGCAGUCUUUUGACCAAAUUACAGCACUCUUUUAGUAUCGAAUUUUCAUUCAUGUGCAUGGAAAAAGUGUACAUUGUAAAGUAACAAUAAAAUUUGCAGAACC
Molecule: messenger RNA, 1443 nt
Organism: Nycticebus coucang (slow loris)
Lineage: Eukaryota; Metazoa; Chordata; Mammalia; Primates; Lorisidae
Gene: TCEAL3
Product: transcription elongation factor A like 3
Exons: 3
Coding region: 620-1210 (196 amino acids)
Source: RefSeq, a predicted model, not a curated record